This is a messenger RNA of Macrobrachium nipponense, 3626 nucleotides long. Its product is annotated as peroxidase-like. Bases 137 to 3487 code for a protein of 1116 amino acids. The transcript has 20 exons. Gene Ontology annotation, molecular function: peroxidase activity; heme binding. Gene Ontology annotation, biological process: response to oxidative stress. The record is from RefSeq and is a predicted model, not a curated record. NCBI's taxonomy places the organism in Eukaryota, Metazoa, Arthropoda, Malacostraca, Decapoda, Palaemonidae.
CUUGCGAUGGGCAGCGAGAGUUUUGACGGAAAUAAACACAACACAACAUCCGAUCCGAGAAUUUGGAUAACAGGAACCUAGUUCUGUUUUUAGUGGUAUUUCAAAUUUAACAGGUGCUGCUGACUUCAAAUUUAGGAUGCACAGAUCCAAGAUUCAUGUUCUCCCAGUAGCGUUGCUGAUGUUGCUGGUUAGAGGAAAAAGUGAAUUUACAGAGGCUGCGACCAUAGAUCAGGACUACGGAUGCACCGAUCGGAACAAGACGUACAGAUACCCACAGGAAGAGUGGUAUGAACCAUCUACGUGCCAGAAUUGCUUAUGCGAGAAGGGUCAGAUCACUUGUCAUCUAGCGAACGUAACCUGUCCCAAGGCGCCAGGUCCUUCGUGUACACCUGUGCAAGUUGGUGGAUGCUGUCCAGUUUGGCACUGCGGUGAGAAAUUGUGUCAAGGAAGGAAACCAGGAGAAGAGUGGACUGACGUAGUGGAUCCGUGUACUCAAUACAAAUGCGCUGGGCAUGGUCUUGUGGUUACCAGAAUCACGUGCCCCUCGGUGCCAGUUCCGGCUGAUUCCCCAUGCUUUUACGAAAACGAUGGGACGUGUUGUCCCCGCUGGUACUGUCUGAGUUGCCCAGACAAGGAAAGCUUCAGUCGUUUGUGUAUCACCUACGAAGACCAGUGCGAUAAUGAUACAAGCUGCGCUUAUGGUGAAAUCUGCUGUUUGGUACCCGGAUGUGGCAAAGAGUGCAUGACGCCAUGUAUAGACGAGUCUGGCAUUCCACGUGCUGUCGGCCAGGUGUGGAAAGAUCCCAGCAAUCCGCAAUUGAGCAAAGUGUGCAGGGAUGAUGGUAUACACAAAGUAACGGAUGAGUGUGACAACAAAUUAAAUGACGACUAUCCAACUCCAACAAAUUUUGAUAUGCCCACGGCUCCUGAGGUCACGAGAACGCUUAGUUUUUUGAAGAACGCAGUGCCUAUAAGAGAUACAGAUUUCUUCUUGAACAAUUUUGUUGCUGGACUGGGCACAGAUUUGAAGAUCUCCAACAGGCCCGCUUCUGCCACUUCUGUUCCAUCCCUUGAGGGCGUCGACCUGAAGGCAGUACAGGCGUUUGCCAAUCAGUACAACUGGACUUCCUUAGUACCUUUAUUGUCAAGAGACAUUUCUAAAGAAACCAGGAGGGCCUUUGACAUUGGGAAUAAGGGUCUACAGCUGAGAGUGAGUAUAAACCUAGAAAUCGAUGCAAGAAAUGAAACUGUGCCACUUGAUUCUCCUUCUGGUAAACAUCAGGAGGCCUUCAGGAGAACUGAUCCGAUAUCGACAGAAAUGGCUAAGCUUGGAUACAUUGUAGGGAGGGCCACAGCUGAUAUAGUAGAAAGUUUCAAGAUCCCUAAACUUGCUGCCACUGGCUUGUCACUACUUGGCGAAUCAAACGAAUGUGCUACGAUGUUCAAGAUGUUCCAGAGACCAGAACUUGCUCCACCUUGUGAUAACAGAAGCCCCUACAGGACCUUCGAUGGUUCUUGUAAUAACCUAAAUGACAGGCUGCGAGGAGCGGCCUUCACAAAAUUUCGACGAUACCUUUUCCCAGAUUAUGGAGAUGGAAUCUCAGAAUUACGGAGGUCUGUCACUGGUGGGAAUUUACCUAGUGCUCGUUUAGUAAGUGCAACACUCAACAGCAAACCUAAUGGGGAAUCUUCGUCGCAUACCAUCCUUCUAAUGACCUACGGCCAAUUUCUGGAUCAUGAUCUUACUGCUACACCUACUGCUAAAGGGUAUCGAGGUAGUCCUAUCAAAUGUUGUGAUGAUUUGAGAGCAACCCUAGAUGACGGUUUAAGACAUCUUAGCGCCACAAAACAGGCCCUGGAACAGGCGAAGUUGAUUGAGCCAUCUCUCCAGGACGGAAAUUCUUUAAACACAGACGCUAUUGAUGCUCUGCUGCUUGAAAUGCAGACGACAAGUGGAACACUGCUCAAUGACUCGAGGCAAGAGGAUCAUCCGGUACCUCCACUUUGGAAGACACACUCUGCCGAAAGCAGAGCUACAAUUAGUCUACCUCCCAGACCAACCAACUUAGAAUGUGCCCCAAUAAGUAUUCCUGUUGAUGACGAGUUUUAUUCACGGCAUGGUCAGACGUGUAUGGAAUUUGUACGGUCAGUUCCAGCACCUAUGUGUACAUUUGGUCCAAGAGAGCAGCUAAAUCAGCACUCGGCGUACUUGGACGGCUCCGUCAUUUAUGGCGUUAAGAAAGAGACAGCCGAUUCUCUGAGGACUUUUCAAAAUGGAGCCUUAAAAGCCCAGGUAACGCUUGAAGGCCAGAGACUGCUGCCUCCCUCACCUAACCUGAAUGAUGGCUGUAAUAUUAGGGAUAAAUUCAAUAGCGGAAAGUUCUGUUUCGUAGCUGGAGACGGACGAGUCAAUGAACAACUAUUACUGGUAUUUUUCCAAACUGUCUGGAAGCGGGAGCAUAACAGGAUUGCCACAACCCUCAAGACUUUUAAUCCAACGUGGGAAGAUGAGAAAUUGUUCCAGGAAACUAGGAGGAUUGUGAUAGCUGAAUUACAACAAGUGACUUACAAUGAAUUUCUGCCUGCUGUUCUUGGACCAUUUGUGAUGAACGCCCUGGAUCUGAAUGUGUUGACAGGUGGGAGAUACAGCACAGAUUAUGACAGCAAGUUAGAUGCAUCUAUUUCUAAUGCCUUUGCCACUGCUGCGUAUCGUUUUGGACAUAGUCAAGUUGCAGAUAUAAUCCUUAAGAUCAAUAGAUUUGGAGUUCCGAGCACAGAAGAGUUGUCUUCGCUCUUCUUCUUCCCCUUUUCUCUCUACGAACAAGAUACUGUGGGUAACUUGGCCAGAGGAGCAACUUCCCAGCCAUCGGCUAGAGUGGAUGCUUACUUCUCAAAGGAGGUUUCGGGCAACCUUUUCAAAGGCUCCCUGCCUUUUGGUUUGGACCUGGUGGCUCUUAACAUCCAGCGAGGAAGAGAUCAUGGAAUCAGAGGGUAUACGCAAUGGAGGAGUCACUGUGGAUUGGAUCCCAUUAACUCCUUUGCUGGUCUUAAUUCGGUUAUGGACGACCAUAUCGUUGAAGGUUUCCGGAAAGUUUACAGGAGUGUUCACGACAUAGACUUGUUCGUUGGGGGAGUGUCGGAACGUCCCGUCUACGGUGGGAUACUUGGCCCAACGUUUACCUGUCUCGUUGCUGACCAGUUUUUGAGAAUCAAAAAAGCCGAUCGGUAUUGGUUUGAAUAUCAGGAUGGCCCUGCGUCUUUUACUGCAGCUCAGCUGACUCAGUUGCAUAAAGUAACUCUUGCGAGGAUUCUGUGCAAUAAUAUUCCAGAACUAGAGAGGAUACAGACUCGUCCGCUUGAGGCAGUAGAUUCCACGAACCAGAUCAGGCCGUGCCAUCGUGUGGCAACAUACAGCCUUAACCCCUGGAGACAGCGCCCAUUACAAUUUCCAGGGUCGGAGACAUAUGCGCCUGAGGAGGAAAUAUAGACUAAGCUGCAGCUUUUAGAAUUAUGCCACUGCUAAUUGCAAGUCAUGUUAGGAUUUCGGUAGCUUUUUAUGAUGUUACAUUGGCGCAUUUUUAGCAUUCUGUAAGUCUCUUGUUAUAAUAGGAGUAAUUUUAAAAUAA